AUUUUUUUAAAAAAAAUCAAUUAUUUUUCCUCAAAAAUAUUUUUAAUAAAACUAUUGAAAAUGAGAUUCCCUAAAUCCUUGAAACGCGGAGCCAAUUUUUGAACUCUCAACAACCCUCCAACUCCCCCCAAGUUGAGUCUCUGGUGAAAGCUAAGGAGGCUUUGGAGACUGAGUUGGCUCUGUCUAGUAACGAAAAUAGUAAGUUGGAGACUGAGUUGGGUAAAAUCAGUGAUGGGAAAGUGAGUUUGGAGAUAGAAAAGGGGUUGUUUUGUGUUUUUAUUGAGACACAGAUGGCUGAAAUGGGUGGUUUUGCAGAUGGUUUGGUGAGAGAAAAGAAAGAGAAUGAAAAUGAGAUUGGGGUCUUGAAGAGUGAGGUUAAGGAGCUAAAGAUGAGUGUUGAGGCUGAGAGAGAUAGAUUGAGUCGGGUUUGUCUCGACAGGGAUCUGUUGAAGAGUGAUGUUGAUAAUUGGAUGAAGGAGGCUGAUGGUUUGAAAGAUAGAGUGAUUGAAUUAGAGAAGAGGGAGAGGGAGAGCGAGGAAGAGAUUGAGAAACUGAAGAAAGAAUAUGCUUUGUUGGUUAAGGAAAAGAAGGAUAGAGAGAAAGAAAUCGAGGAGCUUAAAAGGUUGAGAUGUUCGGCUGAGAAUAAUUUGAUGGAGAAAGUGGAAGAAAUUGAGUAUUUGAAGCGAGAGAUUGAGGAGAUUGUGAGGGAAAGGAAUGAGAUUGGUGUUGAAAAAAGUGAGCAGAAGUUGAAGAUUAUUGAGUUGGAGAGAGAAGCAGGGGAACUUAAUGAGAUUAUAUCAAAUUUGAGAAAGGAGGAGGGAAUUUUGCGCAAAAAAGUUAUGAAAUUGGAGGAGACUUUGGGGGAGGCGCUGGAGAAAAAGAAUGCAAUGGCAAGGGAAAUUGAUGGUUUAAUGGAAGAGAAGAAGGAAAAGGAAAGAACUAUUAUGCGGUUAAUGGAGGAAAAUGAUGCUGCCCAGAAAUAUAAGAUCAUGGCUGAUGCUGAAAUUGAGGAUAAGAAAGGAUUGGUUCAGAAAUUGUUGAGAGAGAAGAAUGAGAUUGAGGAAGUGAAAGUUAUUAAGGAGGGUGAAAUUGUGAAGCUGCAUAAGGAGGUGGGUCAUUUAAGGGAUGAUAUUUUUUCGAUGCAAGAAUCCAUCAAAGACCAGGAAGUUAAGUACAAACAAGUAGCUUCUGAAAAUCUUCAUUACAAAGGUGCUCUUGAGCAAGUAAGGCUUGAGAGGGAUAAUGCUCAAAAGAGUUUGGAUGGAGAGAAAAAGAAUGGCAUGAAUUUGAGGUCUAAAGUUUUGGAGAUGGAGAAGAGAGUUGAAGAAACUGUGAAGGAUUGUGCAAAGAUGAAAAGCGAGCAUGAGAGUCUGGUCAAGCAGAAGAAGGAAAUGGAAACCCAAGUUUCUUUGCUGGAGAAGGAAAAAGAUUUGGUACAAAAGCAUCUCACAGAGGCAGAGGGGAAAAUAAUUGACUUGAGGAACAAAAUGGAGUCAGCUGGCACUAUUUCAGAUAGAGCACUAACCAUGUUGAAGAGCACUGUUGCAUUGUUGUGUGAAUCGAACAAUGGAAAAGAAGAGAUGACUGUUACUGAAAAGAUGCUUGACAGUGAAAUUGAACCAUAUGCAAGUGAGCUGGAAGUUAUCAAGACUGCUUUUAGAAACAAGGACACGUUGGUGGAGGACAUGAAGCAGCAAGUAGAAUACCUGAGGGAUUCUGUGGCAAGGGCAAAGAAGAAGAACGGCCUUUUGAGUGUAAUGUCUUCGGCAACUACAGUUGUCGCUGCAGCAGUUUCUCUUGCAUAUGUUGCUAGAGUACGUUGAUGAUCAAUUUUCCCUUUCUAGGCAAGUUGCUUUAGUUCUAGAAUUAAGCAUUGCUCAAUCACGCUCUGCCUUAGGGCAGAGUUAUGCCAUCUUGGUACUCUUAACUUUCGUUUUAGAUAAUGUCUGAAAACCUGACAUUGCAACAACUGGAGGUUUUUUCAACAGCCUAGUGGCAACUAUCUGCAUCUUGUUUAUAUGCAUUGCAUAAUUUGUGGGAAAUGUUCGACCACACUCUAGCACAAUAAGCAGGGCAUGUUUCGGGACGUUAUUGUGCUCUACUAAUAACUAUAGUGGUUUAGUGAACUCUUUUGAUUGCUCUAGUUCGGUUGUCUUGAAUAACUGGUGUAUAUUUCCUACUUGCCAUAACGGUUUCGAAUGGCUCCUGAAUAAUUGGAUUUCUUCCCAACCAGAAAGUAUAUAUGACUGAAUUAAAACCUUAGAUCAUUCUUGGACUGCUUCUCAGGAGUUCCAACGUA
Molecule: messenger RNA, 2299 nt
Organism: Populus euphratica (Euphrates poplar)
Lineage: Eukaryota; Viridiplantae; Streptophyta; Magnoliopsida; Malpighiales; Salicaceae
Product: myosin-2 heavy chain-like
Exons: 1
Coding region: 291-1823 (510 amino acids)
Source: RefSeq, a predicted model, not a curated record